CUGCGUCUCGCGACAUUAAAGAAAGGUUCUAUCUAAACCAGUAAUGAUGAUCGAUAGCCUAUUAUUCUCAUGCUGGCAUGCCGGUCGCCGGACGAGUUUGUGUGUGGUGGGUAGAACAGUGUGUGUAUAUUAGGCAGCCAGCCGAAACAGGUACGCUAUCGGUCGGCACACUCAUCUAUUCAACCUCUGUCCCUAUGGCCACCAAUGAACCGAGUCAUCUGUUUUUCACCGCCAAGGACGACCCUCGCGAGGAUUGCAUCAUCAUAGGCUUUACAUACGGCUCUACAACAGCCUCGGGACAAGACAAACCGAUCUUCUUCCGCUUUACUACUGCAGAGAUCUCUCCUGGAGAGACCCGAACAACGGUCAUCCGAGACGAGGGACAGGUCGUCGCACAUCUUGAUUGGGAAGCCGAUGUCCACCUCGGGAUGGCCACGAUUGGAAACAAACAUCAGCCAAUGUCAUACAUGGUUAUCAGAAACCCGGCUAGCAACGGUAGGAUUUUCGAGGUGAAUGGGCGACAGUACGAAUGGCGAGAAGUUUUGGGGCAGAUCGAUUGUUACGAUUUAUUUCGUACCAGCCCUAUGCCUCAUGCUCAGAUUGCUAUAUUUCGCCGCGAGACGAGAGAUACGCCUGUCGGCCCGGCACACGCGGUGAUGCAGUAUAUCUUUGACGAUGACGUGCUUCUGCUGGAGGCUCUGGUGGAUGGCAUUGCGAGCGCCAGUCGCGUUAGCUUAAUGCUAUUUGCCUUUAGCCAGCGCGGAAGAUACAUCGCAUCGAUGGGCUACUGUGUCAUGCAGCAUGUUUAG
Messenger RNA from Laetiporus sulphureus 93-53, 809 nucleotides. RefSeq lists its product as uncharacterized. NCBI's taxonomy places the organism in Eukaryota, Fungi, Basidiomycota, Agaricomycetes, Polyporales, Laetiporaceae. The coding region runs from base 78 to 809 and encodes 243 amino acids. The transcript has 5 exons. The record is from RefSeq and is a predicted model, not a curated record.